AUGGCGGCCUCACUUCUUCUGACUGUAGCAUUGGUUGCACCAACCCUGGCAAAGACCGUCCGCUCACCAACGCCACCUAUGGGGUGGAACUCGUAUAACAGUUACAACUGCUUUCCAUCUGAAGACAAGAUCAAACACAGUACCGACGGCCUGAUUGCUCUAGGCCUCGACAAACUCGGCUACAACUUUAUCACUGUCGACUGUGGCUGGCCGUCAAGAGAUCGAACGUCGGAUGGCAAGCUGCAAUGGAACGAGACGCUGUUUCCCUCCGGCGGUAAGGCAUUGGGUGACUACAUUCACGAUCUUGGUCUGGAUUUUGGACUGUACUCGGGUGCAGGGUACCUGCAGUGUGGAAGCACGGAUCUUCCUGCGAGUCUUGGUUACGAGCAGCUCGACGCUGAGAGCUUUGCUGAGUGGGGCGGCGAUAGUCUGAAGUACGACAACUGCUAUUCCACAUCCAACACCACUAUGGUUGAUUCUUCCUCGGCCGAAUCACAGUCGCCCGCACGCUUCCAGCACAUGGCCGCCGAGCUCGAUGCAGUAGACCGUGACAUCCAUUACUAUGUAUGCCAAUGGGGUAUUGGCGUCGACACUGGCGAGUGGGCCUCGAAGAUUGGUAACUCAUGGAGGAUCAGCAACGAUAUUUACAACGCAUGGCGCAGUAUCUGGCGUAUCACUAACCAAGUUGUUCCUUACUACAGGCACACAACGGUUGGCGCAUUCGCUGACAUGGACAUGCUCAUCGUCGGCCUAAACGCACUUUCUGAGGAGGAGGAGCGCUUCCAUUUCGGCAUGUGGGCUAUCAACAAAUCGCCCUUGAUCAUUGGUGCUGCAGUCGACCCAGAAAAACUCAAUCAGCACUCGCUGGAUAUCAUGUCGAAUAAAGAAGUCAUCGCUAUUAACCAGGAUCCGCUGGCCAAGCAGACUCAGCUCGUUCGUCGCUAUACCGUGGAAGAGUACGAUAUAUGGCUUGGAGAGCUUUCCGGCUCACGUCAAAUCGUGGGUGUUGCGAACUGGAGGAACAGCUCCCAAAGCAUUGAGAUCGAUAUUGCAUCACUCGGCAUCGAAAGCGCGCAGGCUCGAGACGUAUGGGCUGCAAAGGAUCUCGGUCGCGUUGAAGGAGUGCAGAAGCUAGACCUCGCUGGUCACGAACUCCGUCUCUGGAUCCUCUCCAACACAACCACAGCUGCACCUCUCAAGCCUACCGGCUACCACUCUGCCUCGAAUGCUACACUCUCUGGAUCAGCGAAGCUGGUUUCAUGCUCAUCUGGAGCUUGCCAACCCGCCGGUUCAAAGGUCGGCAAUAUUGCCUUGGGAUCCAGCGCCACAUUUACAUCCGUAUCUGCCUCAUCAUCAGGCAAGAAGACAAUCGGGAUCGACUUUGUCAACUACGACUACGCUUUCACAACAGCGUGGGAGUGGGGUGAUAAUGCAAGGAACGCAACGCUUGCGGUCAAUGGAGGUGCACCGAAGCGAUGGGCAUUUCCUCUGUCUGGUGGCAACUGGGAGGAGAGUGGACGCUUGAUCAUUGAAGUUGAUGGCUUUGUCGAAGGUGCGAAUAACACUGUUGUGUUUAGCGGGUUUGGCGAUGCUACUGCAUGGGCACCAGAUCUUGUUGGGUUUGAGGUCCUGGAGUAG
Messenger RNA from Ascochyta rabiei, 1638 nucleotides. Its product is annotated as Alpha-galactosidase. Gene Ontology annotation, biological process: carbohydrate metabolic process. The record is from RefSeq and is a predicted model, not a curated record. NCBI's taxonomy places the organism in Eukaryota, Fungi, Ascomycota, Dothideomycetes, Pleosporales, Didymellaceae. The transcript is spliced from 3 exons. Gene Ontology annotation, molecular function: carbohydrate binding; hydrolase activity, hydrolyzing O-glycosyl compounds. The coding region runs from base 1 to 1638 and encodes 545 amino acids.